Molecule: messenger RNA, 4341 nt
Organism: Beta vulgaris subsp. vulgaris (sugar beet)
Lineage: Eukaryota; Viridiplantae; Streptophyta; Magnoliopsida; Caryophyllales; Amaranthaceae
Product: putative disease resistance protein RGA3
Exons: 2
Coding region: 991-3690 (899 amino acids)
Biological process (GO): defense response to other organism
Molecular function (GO): ADP binding
Source: RefSeq, a predicted model, not a curated record
UGUUGUACCAUUAUAUUUGACGCAUUUAUUAAGAAGUCACACGAGGAGGAGAUAAAAAGAGAUAUGAAUAAUUUUAUUUCAUUUUUUUAGAUUAGUAAGAAAAAGUUCCCUAUUGAAUCGGAAUCUCGCCCACUUGACCUGACCCAACUACUCAAGCAAAAUUUCUUAAGAUGAGAUUAAAAAAAGUAUGGGCAUGUGAUCAACUUAAUAUGGAGAGAAAAAAUGGGACCACAACAAUUAGUGUAGUUGAAUAAGACUUAAUUAGUUUUAACAAAGGUAUAUUCGUAAUUUCCUACUCAAAAACUUUACCAAGAAUAUAUAAAAAUGUUGCAUUUAAUUUGAAAUCGCUGUUUAUGAAAACCGUUGCAUUUAAUUUGGAAUGGAAGAAGUAUAAAUAAAUAAAAAGUGAGAUUGAGGUAAUAAAAAAGAAAUAAGAUUAAAAAAAUAAAAGCAAAAUGAAGGAAAGUGCUACUAUUAAUAUUAAAGAAAAGAAGAAUUAUACACUUUGUUUUACAGCUGGAAUCAUAAACUAUUGUUAACCAAUAGUUGAUGAGAGUAGAUCUACAUAUACUAUUUGUUAAUCGUAAGUUUAGUUCUAAAUAUACUAAACUAUUGUUAAUCACAUAUACUAAACUAUCGUUAAUCAUAUACUAUUGUUAAUCAUAAAUGUAAGUCUACUCUUAUGGUUAACAAUAGUAUUGAAAUCAUAAACUACCGUUGACCAAUAGUUCAGAAGUGUAGAUCUACAAUUCUACAUAUAUUAUCUGUUAAUCGUAAGUUUAGAUCUUCAUAUACUAAACUAUUGUUAAUCACAUAUACUAGACUACCCGUAAAUCAUAAACUAUUGUUAAUCAAAAGUGUAUAGUAUUGGAAUCAUAAACUAUUGUUAAUCAUAAGUGUGGAUCUGUAUAUACUAAAAGGACUCCAAAUUUCCUAACUAUCACAUAGUAUAAUCUUUGAGUGGAAGAAAAUAAUAGACUACUUGCAAAAAUGGCGGCUGAGGGUGUUUUGGUUGACAUAGCUUCGAAGUUCUUGGGAUAUCUGGCUCAAUCAGCUUUCCAAGAGGUUUCAUCAUGGUGGGGUGUAAAGGGUGACUUGAAGAAGUUUGAGCAAUCCCUGAGUCUGAUCAGAGCUCGGGUUACUGAUGCUGAGAAGCAUCAAGAAGGAGAAAACAGUGCUGCUAUCAAAGAGUGGCUUCGCAGGCUCAGAGCUGUGCUAUACAGAGCUGAUGACUUGUUUGAUGAUCUCUACAUCGCUCAACAGCGAAAGAAGCGUACGAAAGGGGACAUGGCCAAGAAGGUACGCUUGUUAUUCUCAAGUUCAAGCCCUGUUUUGUUUAACAUUGAACUAGCUCGAGAGCUCAAAUCUAUUAGGCAGGAUCUUGAUGACAUUAAGUCUGAUAUGGAUGGCCUACAUUUGAGUGUCUGUGAUCAUAGAGGAGAAUCUCGGCUUCAAAUGGCUCGUCUGAUGAGCAAAAGGGAAACAACCUCUUUUGUUCAACCAGAUGAGGUCGUUGGUAGGGAAGGUGAUAAGGAUGCAAUAAUUAGUAUGCUCCUUGAUCCCGUGCUUGAUGAGCAAAGUAUCUUUGUCAUCCCAAUUGUGGGGUUUGGGGAUAUUGGCAAAACAACGUUGGCUCAAUUGGUUUUUAAUGAUGAGAGGGUUAAGCACCAUUUUGAGCUUACUAAAUGGGCUUGUGUACCUAUGAUAGAUGAUCACAAAGAAUUUAUGCGUAAAGUUUUCAGGUGCUUUACUGACAAUGAUCAUCAGAGUCGUUCGUUGGAAGAACUUCAGUCAUGUAUUCGUACAUCAAUAGAAAAUAAAAAGUAUUUGCUUGUGUUGGAUGACAUGUGGGAUGAAAGCCGGGAUAGAUGGCUUUCUCUUAUGAGCUUGUUUAGAUGUGGUAGCAAGGGAAGCAAGAUAAUUGUGACUGCGCGUUCUAAUGUGGUAGCAGAAGUUGUUGGCACUGUUCCCACAUACAAGAUAGGAUUCUUAACAGAUGGGGCGUCAUGGGAGCUUUUUAAAAGACUUGCAUUGAAGGAAGGGCAAGAGGAAGACAAUCCUAAUUUUACUAAGAUUGGGAAAGAAAUUGUUGAUAGAUGUGCAAACGUACCACUUGCUAUUAGAGUUAUUGGAAGCCUGCUCUACUCUAAGGAUAGUGAACAAGAGUGGUUGUUGUUUAGAGAGGCUCAUCUUUCAAAGACAAAGAUGACAGGAGAGAACGACAUCAUGCCUGUGUUAAAGCUAAGUUAUGAUUUCCUGCCAUCACCGUUAAAACAAUGCUUUGCGUAUUGUUCGCUGUUUCCAAAAGACUAUGAAUUCAAGAAAACUGAAUUGGUUCAGUUAUGGAUGGCUCAAGGGUACAUUGAACCAUCUCAAGAGAGUCUUAGCCUUGAGGAUGCUGGGGGUUUAUAUUUUCUGGAGUUACAAAGGAGGAAUUUAUUUCAAGAUGUCAAGGAAGUGGCUCUAACAGGAAGGGUAACAUACAAGAUGCACGACUUAGUACAUGACUUGGCCUUGCAUGUAGCUGGUUUAGAGGAGAAAACGUUUGAGGGUAGUUUUGAAGAGGGAAGGAGUUCAUCAUCUUUGCUCACAAUGAGGAAAAUGCGGUCCAUUGUGAAUGCUAAGUUUUCAUCGCCAUGUUUGAGAGAGAUGAUACCAUUUUUUCAAUCCUUACGUGCCUUGAGCUUGGUAAGAUUUGCAGAAAGCACAUUGCCAGAUUGUAUAGGGAGGUUGAGACGUCUAAGAUACCUUAAUCUUGAACAUGGCAGGAUGAAGUGUCUUCCCAACUUCAUCGCGGAGUUAGAGUGCUUACAAACUCUCAAUCUGGACGACUGCUGUUAUCUAAAAAGAUGGCCAAGAGGUUUUUCUAAUUUGGCCAACCUUAGGCACUUGCGAUUUCAGGGAUGCGAAUUCCGUGAUAUGCCAUCAGGGUUUGAGAAGAUGAAAUCCCUCAUAGAGUUGAACAAAUUUAUUGUGGGAAAAGUUAGCGGUCUGGACACACUAGGUGCUUUGGAUCUUAAGGGAGAUUAUGUAGAAAUUGAUUUUUGCAAAUGUCGUAUAGAUUCAGUGGGAGAAACCAGAAGGGUGAAUAUGAAGGACAACCAGAGAUUGAAAUUAAAUUUCUGUAUGAAAGAAGAGACUCCUAAAUCCGGUGAUAUGGAGCUUAUGUUAGAAUGCCUGAUUUUGCCUCCAAAUCUUGAAGAAUUGAGUAUUGGGGGCUACAGUGGAGAAAGGUUUCCAACUUGGAUGCUCCCUAACCUUGUUACUGUUAAGAUUUAUAAUUGUAAAAGCUGCGUGCAACUCCCCCAGUUCAGUCAGUUACCUUUUCUCAAAUGGCUAGAUCUUUCUAAUUUAGAAGCCUUGGAGUACAUAGAAGAAGAUGGUUGGGGUGGUGAUGGAGAGUCUUGUUCUGCAACGCACUUCACCGCCUUGGAGUUUUUGUAUAUACGUAAGAUGCCGAAACUAAAGGGAUGGUUUUGGAGACCGCGAGUGAAGGAUGAUGUCCACCCUGUCCCUCAACAAGCAGCGAUGACAUCAGAUGUUCAUCAAGACUUGACGUCACAUCGACUUCUAUCAUUCCCACGUCUUUCAACACUAUAUAUACUUGAUUGCCCACAGUUUGUUGUGUCCAUGCCUCUAACCCUGCUGCCAAGGCUUGAGGAAUUUCAUGCUCAAAACAUCCAUGAGUAGGGGCUAGAAUCCCUUCUGGCAUCACAUAGAGAAGCACCUUCAUCUUCAUCUUCAUUUCCAUCUUCUUCUUCCUCACCAACUCUCUCCACGUUAAAACAUUUGUCUGCCUGGAAUAUGAAUAUAGUUUCUUUUUCAAUUAAUUUCGGUAAUUUAGAGACCUUACGUAUCAAAGAUUGCGAGAAACUCACCAGUUUGAUCGUUGUUUCUCCAAAUUCCUCCAUUGGGCAGCUAUAUCUUAGAAAUUUGAAAAAUCUGAGAGCCCUACCAGAGGAGAUUGGCCACCUCUCCCAGCUUCGUUACCUUGACAUCUGGGAUUGUACUGAAUUGGCCUCACUUCCACAAUCAUUGCGUUGCCUUUCUUCUUUACAAUCACUUCGAAUUGAGCGAUGUCCACACCUGAAGACAAGAUGUCGGAAACCAGACGGUGAAGAUUGGCCCCUUAUUCAGCACAUCCCCCACAUUAAAUUAUCUUAAAUAGGAACUGCUGGCAUACCUCAUUUCAGAUCCUGAUUGAUACAGAUACUUGUCGGUUGCACCAGCUCAAGUUUUACUACUGUUUUAUGGAUCAAUCGUUUUGUUACUAUCAUGUAAUUGAUUGUGUUCAAGAUUGAAUUUUAUUUUUGAUAUAUGUAAACUUACCUUAAGGUAGAA